CCCACUGAUGGUUCAUAUAGGCAAUAUAACAAACAUGUGCAUCAGGAAUCAAACAAGAAAGAAGAACAAGAUGGCUAGCGCGCGGGAUUCAAAGGUGAGAGGGAUAGGCGCACUGAAAGAAGAAGAAAAAAAAAAUUUCCGUCCGGAAUUUGACCUGAGAAAACUAAUUUGCCGGAAUACUCAGACCGAAUAUUGUAGUAGUAUUUCCACCUUUUCCCCCUCCCCCAUUUAUAUUCUCUGCUUCCCACUCUUCACCACUCUCUCUCGGCAAACCUUUCCCUCCCUUCCGUCUCUCCAAUGGCUCUUCCCCUGUUUCUGUUCCUUCUCUUCUCCCUUCUUCCCCCUCUCCAUGCCACCGCCACCAACCAAUCCCACUUCUUCACUCUCAUCAAAGCUUCCCUCUCAGGACCCACUCUCUCCGACUGGGACAUCGACGGCGGCAAACCCUUCUGCAACUUCACAGGCAUCGCCUGCAACGCCCAAGGCCAAGUCGAAAAGUUCGACAUCUCAUGGAAGCAAAUCUCCGGCAGCUUCCCUCCCGAUAUCUGCUCCUACCUCCCGAACCUCCGCAUCCUCCGUCUCGGCCACAACCAUCUCCACGGCAGCGAUCAAUUCCUCCCCACCAUCGUCGCCAACUGCUCGCUCCUCGAAGAGCUCGACAUGAGCGCUCUGUACCUCGCCGGCAAAUUCCCUCCCGAUUUCUCGCCCCUGAAGUCACUGAGAGUCCUCAACAUGUCCUACAACCUCUUCACCGGCGAUUUCCCACUCUCCGUCGCCAACCUCACCAACCUGGAGCUCCUCGACUUCAACGAGAAUGGGAACCUCAACUUAUGGCAGCUUCCCGAUAGCUUCUCCCGAUUGACAAAGCUCAAAACCAUGAUACUGACCACCUGCAUGGUACGAGGUACGAUCCCCCGUUGGCUAGGGAACAUGACCUCGCUCGUCGAUCUCGAGUUGAGCGGGAAUUACCUAACGGGAGGAAUUCCCGUACAGCUCGGGCUGCUGAAGAAUCUCCAGUCACUCGAGCUGUACUACAAUUACGAGCUCUCCGGUCCCAUACCGGAAGAGCUUGGCAAUCUGACCGAGCUGGUGGACUUGGACAUAUCCGUCAACAAGUUGACCGGCAACCUCCCGGCGUCUAUAUGCCGCCUGCCGAAGCUCCAAGUGCUGCAGCUUUACAACAACAGCCUGUCAGGAGAGAUUCCCGACGCUUUAGCCGAGUCAACAUCACUACGCAUUUUGUCGCUGUAUGGCAAUUCUCUAACAGGGGAAGUUCCCAAAGGGCUCGGGAGACUGUCGCAAAUGAUGGUGCUUGACUUGUCGGAGAAUCGGCUCUCGGGGGAUUUGCCGGCGGAGAUUUGCAACGGAGGUAAGCUGCUCUACUUUCUGGUACUGGAUAAUUUGUUCUCCGGGGAGCUACCAAAGAGCUUGACGCAAUGCAAGACUCUGUUGCGAUUCCGCGUCAGUCACAACCGUUUGGAAGGGUCGAUCCCUGAGGGACUUCUGGGUCUCCCACAUGCUUCAAUUAUUGAUCUUGCUUACAAUAAUUUCACUGGUUCAAUUGAUAAAUCGAUCGCCGUUGCUAGAAACUUGUCCGAGCUUUUCAUCCAGAGCAACAAGAUAACAGGGACACCGCCGCCUGAAAUCUCUGGCGCUGUAAACCUGGUGAAGAUGGAUCUCAGCAAUAAUCUCUUGUGGGGAGGAAUCCCUCCACAGAUUGGGAACCUCAGAAAGCUUAAUCUACUCAUGCUGCAAGGAAACAAGCUCAAUUCUUCAAUCCCCAAUUCGCUCUCUUCCCUGAAAUCACUCAACGUUCUUGAUCUUUCCAACAACCUUUUGACUGGGACUAUCCCAGAGAGCCUCGGUGAACUUUCAGCGACUUCCAUAAACUUCUCAAACAAUCUCCUCUCUGGUCCAAUCCCAGUUAUACUGAUCAAAGAAGGGCUUGUGGAGAGCUUCUCAGGAAACCCGGGCCUCUGCGUUCCGGUUCCCGUGACUUCAUCGUCCAAUCAAAUGUUCCCAAUAUGCUCACAGAGAAGCAGCUACAAAAAGAAGAUGAACUCCAUCUGGGUAAUUGGCGUCUCAGUAGCCAUCAUAGUAGUGGGAAUUCUGCUACUCCUCAAACGUCGAUUCAGUAGAGAAAGGACGGUGAUGGAGCACGACGAGACCAUGUCCACAUCGUUCUUCUCCUACGAUGUGAAGAGCUUCCACCGAAUUAGCUUCGACCAGAGACAGAUUGUUGAAUCCAUGGUCGACAAGAACAUAGUGGGGCGUGGUGGGUCAGGCACGGUGUACAAGAUCGAGCUCAGCAGUGGGGAAGUGGUGGCAGUGAAGAGGCUGUGGAGCAGCAAAAGAGGGAAAGACUCGGCAUCAGAUGUCACUUCCCAGUUGCUUAUGGACAAGGAGCUGAAGACGGAGGUGGAGACACUUGGGAGCAUAAGGCACAAGAACAUAGUGAAGCUCUACUGUUAUUUCUCGAGCCUGGAUUGCAGCCUGCUGGUUUACGAGUACAUGCCGAAUGGGAACUUGUGGGAUGCGCUGCACAAAGGGUGGAUUCAUCUGACUUGGGCUGCACGUCAUCAGAUAGCACUUGGGGUCGCCCAAGGGUUAGCGUACCUUCAUCAUGACCUGUUGCCACCAAUCAUCCACCGGGAUAUCAAGUCAAGCAACAUCCUGUUGGAUAUCCAUUACCAGCCUAAGGUUGCAGAUUUUGGGGUAGCCAAGGUUUUGCAAGCUAGAGGUGGGAAAGAUUCCACUACUACUGUUAUUGCUGGCACAUAUGGUUACUUGGCUCCAGAAUAUGCAUUCUCAUCGAAGGCAACUACCAAGUGCGAUGUGUACAGUUUUGGGGUCGUGCUGUUGGAGCUAAUAACGGGGAGGAAGCCCGUCGAGGCAGAAUUUGGAGACAACAAGAACAUCAUUUAUUGGGUCUCAACCAAAGUGGAGACCAAGGAGGGAGUGAUGGAAGUCCUAGACAAGAAGCUGUCAGGAUCCUUCAGAGAUGAGAUGAUCCAAGUCCUUAGGAUCGCCAUUCGAUGUACCUGCAAGACUCCGGCCCUAAGGCCAACCAUGAACGAGGUUGUCCAGUUACUUAUCGAGGCAGAUCCUUGCAGAUUCGAUUCAAGCAAGCCGUCGAACAAGACCAAGGAGACAUCAAAUGUGAGCAAGAUCAAGAACCCAUUUGAGUUGUGAUCUGCACAUAGAAGUGGGCAGGGUUUGAUGACGAAGAAGGUUAUAGGUCAAACGCAUAACUAUAGAAUCUAUAUAGAAGUAUUAUAUUGAUCAAAAUAGUGCAUGGCCUCCUUUUAGCUUACAUGAAUUUGAGAGGCUAAUCAUAAAGAUCAUCAACUUGCUCUUUUUUUCAAUAACCUUUUGAACAAAGAAAGCAGCUUGUAGAUACUUUUUCUCGAUCAAUCUUAUCUCUUUGUGGUUCUUCCAUUGUAUGCGUUUCAUUCCCGUGGUAAAGAUGUGAGGAAUUUAGUUCCCUAGCUAGUUGCUUGAUAUAUUUUCCUCCUUUUUCCUCUCCACCCACCAUUUCUUAAGAGUGAAUCCAUCAAGAAAAGAAUAGACUACAAAAGGAGAAUGAUUGGCUUAGGAUUUUUUUUUUUUAGAAUGAUUGGCUUGGGAUGGUGGUAAGUUCUGAUUCGCAUGGAGCUUCUUUUUCUUUCCUCUAGAUAUUAAAUGGAGCCCUGAUUCCUAUUUUACAAAUUGCAUACUGAAGGGUCCACUUCAAUGAAGCCAUCAGCUGGAAAGGACUAAUUGAUUGAUCAAUGAAGCAUACAAACAACUACCCUUUAUACGUUCUUUCCUAUCUCUUUUGCUCCCUAGAGGAAUUUGAUGGCCUUCCUUGUGGUGGUAGAGGGAUAUUAGAACAUAAGGUCGCUAAGCUUCUUUCGCUAUUGAGAGUCAAGAAUCCAUCACUUGAAAAUUGGAACCCUAAGAAAAAGGUUAUUCCCAG
Linum trigynum is the source of this 3958-nucleotide messenger RNA. The record is from the annotation of a GenBank genome assembly. Lineage: Eukaryota; Viridiplantae; Streptophyta; Magnoliopsida; Malpighiales; Linaceae.